This is a messenger RNA of Mirounga angustirostris (Northern elephant seal), 1844 nucleotides long. RefSeq names its product SVOP like (gene SVOPL). Gene Ontology annotation, biological process: transmembrane transport. The coding region runs from base 1 to 1485 and encodes 494 amino acids. Gene Ontology annotation, cellular component: membrane. The transcript is spliced from 15 exons. Gene Ontology annotation, molecular function: transmembrane transporter activity. The record is from RefSeq and is a predicted model, not a curated record. NCBI's taxonomy places the organism in Eukaryota, Metazoa, Chordata, Mammalia, Carnivora, Phocidae.
AUGGCGACCAAGCAGAUGGAGCCGGUCACUAUCAUUAGCCUUCGGAAGCUGAGCCCGGAGACCCCAGAGACCCAGCCAAAAGAGUCAAAGACAUUCACCGUGGAAGAUGCCGUGGAGACCAUUGGAUUUGGACGUUUCCACAUUGCCCUGUUUCUGAUCAUGGGCAGCACUGGGGUUGUCGAGGCCAUGGAGAUCAUGUUAAUAGCAGUCGUGUCUCCUGUCAUCCGCUGUGAAUGGCAGCUGGAGAAUUGGCAGGUGGCUUUGGUGACCACGAUGGUGUUUUUUGGCUACAUGAUAUUCAGCAUCCUCUUUGGCCUACUUGCUGACAGAUAUGGCCGCUGGAAGAUUUUGCUCAUCUCGUUCCUGUGGGGAGCCUACUUCUCCUUGCUGACCUCUUUCUCUCCGUCCUACAUCUGGUUUGUCUUCCUGCGGACAAUGGUGGGCUGUGGUGUGUCUGGCCAUGCACAAGGGCUAAUCAUAAAGACUGAAUUUUUGCCUACAAAAUAUCGAGGCUACAUGCUCCCCUUGUCUCAGGUUUUCUGGCUGGCUGGCUCCCUGCUUAUCAUCGGCCUGGCCUCUGUGGUCAUCCCCACCAUUGGGUGGCGGUGGCUCAUCCGCAUCGCCUCCAUUCCUGGCAUCAUCCUCAUCUUGGCCUUCAAGUUUAUUCCCGAGUCCGCUCGCUUCAAUGUCUCCACUGGGAACACUCAGGCUGCCCUCGCCACCCUGCAGCGCAUCGCCAGGAUGAACCGCUCAGUCAUGCCGGAGGGGAAGCUGGUGGAACCCAUCCUGGAAAAAAGAGGAAGAUUUGCAGACCUAUUGGAUGCUAAAUAUUUACGGACCACGUUACAGAUCUGGGUCAUAUGGCUGGGAAUCUCUUUCGCCUACUACGGCGUCAUCCUGGCCAGCGCCGAGCUGCUGGAGCGGGACCUGGUGUGUGGCUCGCGGUCCGAGUCCGAGUCCGCGGUGGCCGUAACCCUGCCGGACACAGAGGAGAGCCACAGCCCCUGCCACUGCCACGUGUUUGCUCCCUCCGACUACCGGACCAUGAUUAUCAGCACCGUUGGCGAAAUUGCUCUGAAUCCUUUCAAUAUCCUGGGCAUCAAUUUCCUGGGAAGACGGCUGAGCCUUUCUAUCACCAUGGGAUGCACAGCCUUAUUCUUCCUCCUCCUCAACAUUUGCACAUCAAGCUCUGGCCUGACAGGCUUCCUCUUCAUGCUGAGGGCUUUGGUGGCAGCCAACUUCAACACCAUCUACAUUUACACUGCUGAGGUCUACCCCACGAUGAUACGCGCUUUGGGGAUGGGGACCAGUGGUUCCCUGUGUCGGAUUGGUGCGAUGGUGGCACCGUUUAUAUCCCAGGUUCUUAUGAGUGCAUCAUUCCUGGGGGCCCUGUGUCUUUUCUCAUCAGUCUGUGUUGUAUGUGCCAUUUCUGCAUUUACUCUCCCCAUUGAGACCAAAGGACGGGCCCUGCAGCAAAUUAAAUGAAGACCUGUAAACCAAUGUCUACUGGAGAAGAAAAAUGCAUUUUAUCUUUACAAAGAGCUGUGGCACAUUUUUAAAAACUUGGUUUAAUUUCUGUAUACUACUUGGUAAUACUACAUACAGAAGCUGAUGAUGUAUUUUUGAAAAAUAAGGCACAUGAGAAUGAGGUGGGUAAACUUUAUAUUGAUGUCCUUCUUCGGAGACUAUAGAGAACUUCUAUAAAAAUAUAUUUUUAAGAUUGGAAAGGUUUCUAUGGGAGAUGGCUAGGGGGAAGGUAGCUUUUCUUUGACAUCAAGUCUGUUAAAGUUUCUUAGAGAAAAUGCAUAUAUACUUGAUAUUUUCCCAUGAGGUUUGUAGCAAAA